Frankliniella occidentalis (western flower thrips) is the source of this 4801-nucleotide messenger RNA. RefSeq lists its product as uncharacterized. The coding region runs from base 4128 to 4436 and encodes 102 amino acids. NCBI's taxonomy places the organism in Eukaryota, Metazoa, Arthropoda, Insecta, Thysanoptera, Thripidae. The transcript has 4 exons. The record is from RefSeq and is a predicted model, not a curated record.
GUUAGAACUACGUCAGAUCACAACUAACGCGUCGCUAUGGUAACAAAUGCGUUUGUUGUAAGAAAAAAUCCUCGUUUAGGAACCAGAACAGUUGGCAGUUGGCAGUUGCAUUUGUUACCAUAGCGACGCGUUAGCUGUGGCAGAAUUUCGGUUCCAAUACCGAUUUCUUUGUUCCCGCAACUAAAAAAUUAUUUGUUAUGUCUAUGUUAACAAAAUCGUUUGUUGUGGGAGCAAAUUAUUUUUUACCGUGUUGCCGACCCUCGUGUAUGACGUCAGGAAACGCAAAUGCCCAAUCAGACUUGCCGUCACCCGUGGAAAGACCGUCAGUUGCCCCUGCUGUUGCAUCAUAGUCGAGACAGAUAGACUAUGUGGAUGAGUAGGAUCAGUAUGAGAGCACAGUAUAAAGGGAGGGAGGGAGGAGGGUACGACGCUCUCAUACUGAUCAUACUCAUCCACAUAUCUAUCUGCCUAUCCGUCUCAAUUGUGAUACAACAGAAGGGGCGUGCUGGGUGUUGGCCGGGAGGCGAGAACGAGUAACAGCGUGGUGACGCUGAGACGUUGAGCCUAUUGGCUAGCGACCGCAUGUUUUGUAUGUUUAUUCUAGCUUAUCAGUUUAUGGUUACGGUGGUUCAGUGUGUAAUAAAAGAGUAAGUACCACAGUAUGGUACCACAGGUUUAUUGAGAUCUUGCCCUAUCGGUUCGAAACAGACACUCUGCAUUGAUGAGUAGGCCUACCUAUGAGAAGUUACACGGCGAGAGAUGACCUGACCCUGAUGACUGCCGACCAAGCGCCCCGGGAGAGACCGGCUCGGCCCAGGGCUGCAGAGCCACCCUGGCCUCGUGUAAAGUUAAGAACGCGUGAGCGUUCACGUGAUGUGAGAUCUCGCGUAAGAGAUGUGCGGGUGCGGUGCCUUAUAGUAAGCGAAAUUGCCAAUAGUUUUGAAGAAUUACAAUCUCCGUAAACUCCCCUUUCCAAAAAAUUAUAAUUUUGUCAAUUUUUAGGUCAUUUGGCUUAGUAAGUUAGACACGCCUGAGCGCUCACGUAUGAGAUGAGUGGUGGAGUGCGAAAUAAGAGGGGCCCUAUACUAAGCCAAAUGACCUGGAAAUUGACAAACCCAUACAUAUUUGGAAAGAGGAGAGUACAAAGAUUGUAAUUCUUCAAAAAUAUUGGCAAAUUUCGCUUAGUAUAAGGUGCCGCACAUCUCUCACAUGAGCGCAUAAGGCGCGAAAAUAUGGAAGCAGGAGGACGUGCGUCGUGCUCCAUGACAUAACUGGCCUCUAAAAAAAUUCUAGACCCCGAGAAUAAAGGGAUAGAACAAAGAUCAAUUCUUUAAAAUAGUAAACAUUUCAAUAAACAAAAUGAAUGACGUUAAGAUAAAUACAAGUAUAAAUUAAAGAAAAGCAAAAACGCGUAGACGAGCCAAAAGGAUGGCAAUUAGAAAAGCUGAACUAAUAUGACUAUCAGUUCUCAACGCGGAUGAUUCUUGACGUUUCGGACGCAAAAUUGGAAAAUAAAAAUAAAUACAUGGAAUCCUUAAUGAGAUGUCUGUUUGGUAACCGGGUACAACUAGACUGCUCAGACGACCGUUUCGGCAUGAAGCAUGCACUGAGCGGAUCGUAGACAGAUGUGUUUGGAACAGUCUAAUUCUGGAACUCACAACAACCGAAAGCAGCAGCCGUUUUAGUACAUAAUUCAUCUGGUCCUUGUGCUCAAGGAUGGCUGUUGCGAGUUGAGUGAUAACAUUAUGGUAUGUUUUCACGCCCUUGCGAAUGGCUGCAAUAGCAGAUUUAAUUUUAACAGCAUUAAUUUGAGUUGUACUGACAAUUUCCGAUUGAGACAGUUGCAAAGCAUUGAAAGCUGUGCCCAGCUUGUUGACAGAUAUAAAAACUUAGUCUAGUGAGCGUUCUGUUGCUAUUCCUUCCAACCACCUACGGAACUGGCCAAGGAAUGGAAGCAGGGAACGGCGUGGCUUCAGCGGAUACUUUUUCUUUAAAGAACAAUACUUUGCCUAAUUCUACAAAAAUGCUGGUGCUCGAAUUGUCAAGUUGAUCAAAUACAUAGCAAUAUUCUGGCCAAUUUGGAAGCAUUGUUACACUGUGAAACGGUGUACUUGCGGUGACUUCUCAAUUGUCGUAUUGGGCAAGUUGAUAUGUGAAAUGAAACGUCAAAGUAACCAUGUCGCGACGAGAUGGUCAUUCACACUGAAGAGUUUUGUCUCUGUGUGUCUCUUCUUACUGAGUGGUUCGACUGGGUUCGUGUGUAUUUGGAUUUGCAGGUAUCAAGGUAAGAUACAAGUUGCACUUUUAACACGUGUAUUCAAAGAAGACACUUACGCAUAUCACUACGACGUAUGCCUGCAGAAGUGGCGUAUCUGUGAAGAGGCGCGCAACACUGGCGGAUCUGCACCGGCCCGGCCAACCCUGGUGGAUCUGCGCCGGCCCGGCCAACCCUGGCGUAUCUGCUUUCCGGUAGAUCUGGUCGCAGUCAACUUUGGAGGCGUAUUGCUCAUUGUAGGUAUAUCGUAUAGUGUUGAGUGAUAUCAAAACUCAAUCACGAGGAUAUAAACAUUGACAUCAGUCAAUACUGUACGACAUACCCACGGUGAGCAGUAGGCAUUCGAAGUUGACUGAGCAGAUCAGCUGAAAUGCAGAUACGCCUGUGAUGACCGUCUCUUCCCAGAUCCGCCAGUGUUGGGCGGGCCGGCUCAGAUUCGCCAGUGUAGCGCGCCUCUUCACAGAUACGCCACUUCUGCAGGCACACGUCGACUAAUUCACGGGCUGAGGUGUGGCUUGGAGAAUCUCCCACCAGCGAAUGGCCACGAGCCCGUCCGCGGAGAGAUUUGGAACCUUCUGGCAGGUCGAGGCGGGGCUGGGAGGUGUCUUGUUUGUCACCUCCAGCCCCAGGCUGCCACACCAUCGGCGUGAGUCCCCCCCUCCCCCCACCCCCCACCCCGGGUCCGUGCUGCGUAUUUUUCCCCAAAUGCCUAAUCAGAAAGAUCUCCCGAACCACAUCUCACGUACACGGAAAAAAAUAAGUAAGCUGUGAUAGCUAAUGUGUUAGCUGCCAGCGUGACAAGCAAUGCGUUAGCUGUGAGAGCUAAUCUCUGACUGUGAGAGCCAAGCGAUGUUUACUAUAGCAGAUAAUCACGUCAGCUGUAAAAACUAAUGCGGGAGAAAGUUUUUAUAAGAUGUUAAAACUUAAAUUUUUGCAGAGUUGUUCCAUUUACGUUGUUAAGGGUGCGUCCUUCCUCACUUCUACUGCCCUUAACAAGGAAUUAGAACCGACCCGAGUCGGUGUUGAACCCUCGCCCCUCGGCGCUGCGCUCCGACUUGGAGGCACUGGUCGAACACCUUGCUUGUCACGCUGACAGCAAACACGUUAGUUGUCCUAGCAAACGUUGUGCUGGAAUAGAUAACAUAUUUUUUUCCGUGUAAGCACCCAAGCCAACACUUAGUCUUACACCGCGACCAGCCGACUGCCCGCACGUCACGCGUUUACAUAAUACACGAUAUCGCAGAACCUUGUACUGCCAGCGCUUUGGCACGCUGAAUUGCACGGUGUCGCCUAGCCCUACGCUUUGCAGCGGAGCUUAGCUUGUAGACACGGUGCUGUGAAUGGUUAUAUUGUUUGGCGAGCAGUAAUUUCUCCAAGCGUGUUCGUUCCUCACUUUCUUGCUGGGCCCUAUCAAGAGCGUUCACGAGUGCGUCUGUCGCGUAUUUUACCAUUGUUUGAGCACGCUUGUCAACUGUAGAGAGUAGUUCAAAUGUAAAGUCAAGAAAAUCAUGAAGCAUACGUGAAGUCUGUCCAGGUGUAUGUUUAACUGAAUUUAGCGUGAAAAAACGGAUGAAUUUUGAGACCUUGUUUACCAUCUUUUCGAUUUCUGAAACGGAAGCUAUUACAGGGAGGCGGCCCUUUAACCAACUAUCCAGUCCCGUGUCCCGUGCCAAUUCAACCGAGUCACUCAUUCCAUUCCAGGUACAAGCGGUAGACAUAUUACCGUGUUACCGACUGGCGAGGUGAGGAGACCUCAAACUGCUAGACCGGUGCUGUAGGCUACCUCCGAACGAGCGUCGUGAAUUCGAAAUCUAUAAAUAGAAUUUUAAUUAAGGAGAAGCUAUGUGUGAACAUGCCAAGAUGCCUCACAUGUUGGAUACGGGACAAUUUUGGUGCUGGACGCACACAGCCAUGUUCCCUGCUGCAUGGAACAUUUCUCAGUUUAGCUCCUGCAGACGCCUCUGCCCAUGCUCCAACUGCUUCCAUGGCACCACACACUCCAGCUACCCCUAAGAGGGCUCCAUCCGCCACCCCACAAAGGACUCCAGCUGCGACCCCCACCCUGUUGAGGACUCCAUCCUCCACUACCCCAAUGCGGACCCGAGCAGCCACCCCAAUCCAGAUUCCAGCUCCAUCAACACAAACCAUGACUCCUCGUUAGGUGGCAAGGCACAAAGCGCAACAGGCAUGGGCCACACAGGCACCAGCUGCACCAUCACCAUCACCUCUGCCACCACCACCACCUCUUGAAGUAACCCUUGACAGUCUGAAUGUGGCACAGCUAAAAGCCAUGCUUAAACAAAAAGGGUUAAAAGCGUCUGGUAAGAAGGAUGAGCUGAAGGCCAGACUUCUAAACCAUUUGUGUACCUAAGUUUCUAUAUUUUUAUCUUUUGAAAUUUGUGUUAUUUGUUCAGAUACUUUAUUAUUUGUUUGCAUGUUUGUAUGUCUGUUUUGUUAUGUGUUUCUGAGUUUAUAUUUGACUUUGGUAUGACUUUGCUGUGCAAAAUAUAUCUUAUUUUGACAUGA